Messenger RNA from Durusdinium trenchii, 1227 nucleotides. The record is from the annotation of a GenBank genome assembly. NCBI's taxonomy places the organism in Eukaryota, Dinophyceae, Suessiales, Symbiodiniaceae.
GCGACAGAAGAUCACCGACGUCAGCUUCGGAAGGGACAACGUGAGCGGAGGAAGGAACGCUCAAAGCAGAUGGUGGCACCAUCGGCUGUGGCAGCGCCAAAAGAAUGUGGCCGCGCCACCACGAAGCAUGGCGGCGCCAGCUUCUAAUUCAAAGGCCAACACACCAACACCCUUCUUUCCCAAUGUGGAAAUUGACCAGUGGUGGAUAGCGGUGGUGUGUUGUGUCGCAUGCAUGUGCAUACCGCAGCUUGUACAAGCGGUCUACGAAAAAGGCAGAGCACUUCGGCAGCGCCUUUCGUUUUGAGCCCAUACUCACUCCGCAGUAGUAACUUGACAGUGUGAAUUGACAAGGUCAUGGGACGGGGUGCAGUCAAGUCAGCCCGUAGCCACAGGUCCUGUAACCAUUUUCAUCUGCCCUAAAAUGGACGAGAAAAGAGGCAGAUGACUCACAUGAUCCGGAAUGGGUUCCACCCACUGCGAUGAGGCCAAGUUAUUAUCGAUCUUCGCUGUGAUUUGGUGGAUUCCGAGGCAGAGAUCGUACCUUGGAUUGCCAGGCCGCUGGAGAGAAGGCAGCAUCCUUGGACCAUGUCAUGGUCCAACGUUUUGGACUACAUGCCGCCACAGAAGUUCCACCAGCUUGCGCGGAUGUGCUCCUUGCAAGGUGACACCAUCCAUUAUGGCUACUCCAUGAACUGGAUUUGUGAGGUCUAUGGCUCUUGCAUCAUGGACUAUGACAAACAGCCGCAGGUGCAGUCUGAGAUUAUCAAACAGUCGCAUCAAAUGUGUGAGAUGACGGGCAAAAUGGCUCCAGCCGGCAAGCUCUUGUUAUUGCCACCCCAUGACAGUCCCAUGAACAUUACCGGGUACACGCUGGCUAUUGGGCUGCACAAGAAGUGGACGCAAUACUUCUUUUCGGAAGAGAUUGCGGGCGACGUGCAGGUUGGGGUGGCUUCCAUGCAGACCUACAACCCCUUGGCAACCACUGCAUCCUGCUUGUCAAUGACUUGGACCUAUGACCCUGACAUUCGCUUGCAAGCUCACGAUGAUGGCCGAUUUUUGGAUGAUGAGACCAAAGACCUCGUGAAUUGCCCCGUCUCCUGAGUGUUGAGACCCGGCACCGGGGCGGGACCGGUGUCUUCGUCGAUGGUGCCAGGUGUUGGGCGAGAUUUGCGAGGGGAAGUCUUUGUGGGUGGGGUGGACAUCCAACAUGAGCAGACAAUGCAAGCA